AUGGAUGAUCCGCAGAGUGAGCACCAGUGGAUGGUACGGUGCCACCACCGUGAGAAGAAAGAGCUACAAGCCUGCAUCCAGGCCAUGAAGAACUCGGUCCCAGGGAGUGACAAGAUUAAAAGAAAGCAGUUGCUCCUAGAUGUGGCCCGCCUCGAGGCCGUGAUGGACUAGAAGCACUUCCAUGAGUUGGAGAAGUUCAGGGAGAGCUUCCCUGACAGCAAACUUGAGACUGUCACUGAAGAUCUUGCCAAGAUGGAUCUUGAGAACCAACCUCCUGGUCUCUCCAGAGCACAGAGAAGGCGCGAAAGAAGAGCAGCAUUGGAGAGAGAACACCAGGAGAGGAUCAUGGAGGCCGAGAUGGAACAUCUCGCUGCCUUCCGCCUCAAAGAGGAGGAGAAUCUCUCGGUCAUCUUAGGGGCCAAGAAUCUGGAGAUGAAGGAUAUCCCUGCCGACAACCACUGCAUGUACCGCAACAUCAAAGACCAGCUGGUGUUCUCCGUGACCGUGCAGAGCCUGCGGAGUCGCACGGCUGACUUCAUGCGGAACCACGUCGACGACUUUCUGCCCUUCUUCAGUGACCCGGAAACCGGCGACGCCUACAGCCGUGAUGAAUUCUUGAGCUACUGCAACGACAAUGUGCGUAGUGCGUCAUGGGGAGGCCACUUGAGGGCCCUUUCGCAUGUCCUGCAGACCCCCAUAGAGGUGAUCCAGGCAGACUCUCCAAUCGUCGUCAUCGGGGAGGAGUACACCAGGAAGCCACUCAUCCUCGUCCACAUGCGCCACACCUGCAACCUCGGGGAGCACUACAACUCAGUGAAGCCACUUGAAGUGAACGCCGUCAGUGGUGCGGCCCCGCGCCUUUUCUAG
Messenger RNA from Orycteropus afer afer, 867 nucleotides. RefSeq names its product OTU deubiquitinase 6A (gene OTUD6A). Gene Ontology annotation, molecular function: cysteine-type deubiquitinase activity. Gene Ontology annotation, biological process: protein K11-linked deubiquitination; protein K29-linked deubiquitination; protein K33-linked deubiquitination. Lineage: Eukaryota; Metazoa; Chordata; Mammalia; Tubulidentata; Orycteropodidae. The record is from RefSeq and is a predicted model, not a curated record.